AGAAUAUGUUUGUUCAUAUCAUGAGUCAUGUGAUGUCGUCACAGCACGCGCGCAUCUGCCAGGUCCGUACUGUAUCUUAGAGAUCUUGAUCUUAUCUUGGAGGAAGAGUCAGAUAUAUAGAUAUACCAGUAAAUUGUUUACUCUUCCCAUCACCUCACUAUGGAUAUUCGUGUCUUCUUUUCUCUUUUUGUCUUGGUGUUGGUUGGUUUUGUGUUGAUGGCUGAGGCCCGUCCGUCACUACAAAGUCGUCUGUCUGUCCAGCCUAAUGGCUGUUCGUGUAACAAACAAACUGAAGAAUGCGGAUGCUGUGCUCAUAUCAAGUUCGAUGUUCUGCAUGUUAAAGUGGAUGACGAUGCAUGUGUCAACAUCACGUACCUACCAAAACAGUACGGACUGUCGCUGACAUUUGCCUGGAAUGGGAAAAUAAUCUUCAACGAAACGGUGUCUG
Messenger RNA from Actinia tenebrosa (Australian red waratah sea anemone), 448 nucleotides. RefSeq lists its product as uncharacterized. NCBI's taxonomy places the organism in Eukaryota, Metazoa, Cnidaria, Anthozoa, Actiniaria, Actiniidae. The record is from RefSeq and is a predicted model, not a curated record.